Molecule: messenger RNA, 5265 nt
Organism: Mycotypha africana
Lineage: Eukaryota; Fungi; Mucoromycota; Mucoromycetes; Mucorales; Mycotyphaceae
Exons: 7
Coding region: 1-5232 (1743 amino acids)
Source: RefSeq, a predicted model, not a curated record
AUGGUUGAUGGAAUUGUAGAGCAUCGCUUCGUGCAAAUCCAUCAAGCAAAUGAGAGAGCAGUGUCUCAGACGGAUAGCCUAUGGUCAACACUCUCUCAAAUGCCUACAAUUGCGGCAUCGCACUGUUGCGAAAAAAUCUAUAGCAACGUGAUCAAUAGCAAUAACAAUGGCAAAGGUUUAUUACAAACAGUUCAAAACUUGCAAAACUUGGUACUGACAUGUGAGGACGACAGCAAAAAUGUCUUAUUUUUGCAAACCAUCACUCGUUUAUUGAUCUUCAACCAUUAUUUGCCGGAAGAAACACAACUCCAAUUUCAUUAUGCAAAAAAAGAUUCAUAUCAGAUCCAUCCCUUCACUUACAUUAUGCAUCAAAAACCUAGUCUCUAUUUUGAGCUUUUGGAUCAACUACUGGACAUUUUUGGCAAAGAAAAUGAAAAUGCUAUGACUAUCUUGAGUGGAUUUGUUGAGAGUGUAUUUUUGACAAAGCAUACAUCCGAUGGUGGUGCACUUUUGACACGCCUUAUGCAAAUCAGCAUGACUCUCGGUAUCAAAAAUGAUUCUAUCAUUGCAGCCAUCUAUAAAAAAAUGAUGGAUAUACUUUUCGAUUUUCCGUUGGAGAUAAGCAGCACAAUGUAUUUGAUGCUCGUCGAUUUUCUCAUGUGGAUUUCUAUCGAUAACUCGCCUUGUAUACAAAUAGACAUCUAUCAAUCUCAAGUGUGUGGCUACAAUUAUUUGUUGCCUUUCAUUGACCAUCUACUUACAAUCGCUUACAAAAAUCAGCCUGUAACGUCUUAUCUUUCUCGACUCUCUAAAAUGAUGAAUGUAACUUUAAGCCAGGUUGUAAUCGAUGUGCUAUGGACCACACUUUCCUACAUAUUAUUAAGAGGACAGACACUAGAAGAACAGCAGUUAGCAAUGGCUUUGAUGAGAUCAAUUGUUAGCAAAAGUAAAAAUAUGACUUUACUUCGUAUUGCUUACUUGCCACUGUAUCAGCUAGUGUCAGAGCUGAACGAUAAGGAUCUACCUAAAGAGCUGGUAGCGUUAAAAGAAGAUAGUUUGGAACUUUUGGCUUACCUUGAUAGCAAUCAAGUUGAUCGAUAUGAUGAAGAGAGCUUGUUAGAAGAGCUGCAAAAGUUGGUUGAGAACCGCAGAAUGUACGGCUUAUUGGCCCACUUCCUUGUCUAUUUGAACAAUCUCUACGCUCAAAAUGUGCCUGUCCUCAGAGAAACAUACAAAGAUGGCCCUGAGGUCACUCUGGUGUUAAACCUUCUAUUUAGCUCUCCAUUUAUCUAUGACGAAGACGAGGACGUCCAACUUGUCACAUACUUACGAAUCACUGAACUCUCUUGCCUUACGAAGAUCUCCUACAAAUUUCCCAUGCUACUUUUUCUGCUUCAUAGGUUGCGAUCUUCUUUGGACAAUGUUCGCCUGGUAGCACAUAUUUUCCGCGAUAUCUUGCCCACUCUGGCCGAUACCAAUGAUCCUUUUGUUACCAGUAAAGUCUUACAGGUCGUUAUUUCCUCCAUCAACAGCAAACCCAAUUCUGCGAUUGCAAGUCUCGGAGUGAAGGCACUGGCUCACAUGCACCAGCUUCAGCCUCGUGUCUGGCAGGAACUGAAAAGGGUAUUUGCUGAAUGGGUUCUUCGUCGCAAACAUAGCAAUGUACACCGCAAAAUCGAUAUGACAAUACAAGGCUCUGUCAAAAUGGAACUCGCUAUUCUUACCACAAUGCGCGACAUUUGCAAGGACAGACCUCGUGAAUGUGCAGCAGACGUGCUACCAAUGGUGGUUUCUUUACUGCAAGCUUGUCAAGAUCUGAGUAUGGCAUCCUUAUCUAUUUUGGUGGCUACGAUCAAUCAUUGUGUUCGAGCAGGGUUAGUGGAGCCUCGUUCCAUUUGGGAUAUUGCUGUAGUUUACCUUGCUCAAUUUGCAUUGGAACAAGGAACACAAAAAUCUGCUCUUUUAUUGAAAGAAAUUUGUGCAUUCUUCGCUAUCGCGGGUGCUCAUCAUGAUAUAUCAGAGCUCUACUUGCAGUUUAAAGAGGGUCUUCUCGUUAAUUUUAUUACACCUCUCAUCAGUUCGACAGAUAAGAAUGCUGCUCAACUUGCUAUGCAUGCUUUAGCGAAUUUUGACGCUCAGGAUAUAGCAAUUAUUCUGCCCGAAAAAGCCGCAGACUACGUUAAAGAAACCGUUCCUGACGAUGAUAACCCUAUUGAAGGUCAAGAUCGCGUACUUUCGACCCUUAUCACACAUGAAAUUGAGCACAUGCGCCGUGGAUUAUUCAAGGAAGAAAAUGUAUCCCAUAAACAGCAACAACAACUUCAACAAAAGGCCGACAUUGAUGAAAAGCUGGUGACGAACGAUGCUGGUCAAGUGAUUGGUGAACGUGAAUUUGAAUUACAAUCCUUACUCACUCAAAUGUGGGAUACAACAAAGGUUGCACCAGGACUGCGCUCAGGCUAUGCUAUUGCUAUGUUACAUACUAGUGAAUUUAGCCCUUCGAAAGACCCUAAAGAUACAUUGGAAGCUCUUAGCAAAAUGAAAUGGUAUCGUUUCCUGAACACAGCUUUCACAGAUGUAAGCUUAACAGAUCACCUUUUACUGCGAAUUUCCAGCGUAAGCUCCUGGGUAGCUUUUUUCAAUAACGCGUUGGCCGACGUUAAAAAUGAUAUAGAAAUUACUGUAUCCUUAUUACUGAAGGACCUUUUGUCGAGAUUGGAACGAAGUACUGUUCCAGGAGUCACUUGCAAUAUAAUACUUUCAAUAGCAGGUUUAAUUCAGAUGGUACGGGUUUAUAGCCUUUCUUUUGCAGCUUCUUGUGCCAGCAAUGUUAUUGAAGUGUUAAUGAAGAACUACGUUGUUCUUUCCGGCUCUCCUUUGUCACACUCAGCACACUUGAUGAGUGAAGAAGUCCAGUUUGCCGCAAGAAUGGCUGUGGGUUUUCUUGCUGUAAGCAUUAUAGGGAACGAUAAACUCAUGCGGUCAGUCAAUAGUCUGCUGAUUUCUUCAGCUGUUGCCGCAGAACAUAAACAUAGAAAUAUCGAUACAGCUGUUGACUUGGUUCAAUUUGCCAAUGGGUUUGCAGCUGGUCAUUUUAUUGGGGCUUUAGCUGCUUAUCCUACUAAAACAGCUUUGACCAACGAUUUAUGGAAGAAUGGAGUAACCAAACUUUUAGAUUAUUGUGCUUCAACUAAUGUAUCCGACAGUCGAGUUAUGGGUAUUCUGAUGGGUUUAGCCUCAACAUUGAAAAGUGAGUUUAUGGAUCAAGAACUUGCUUUUGCUUCACAAAACCUCGCAAAAUAUUUGAGCGGUGGUUCCGUUGCUAAAGGCGCCUUAUUUGGGUCUACAUGGUUAUGUGCAGUUGGCGCUAUGCAAGGAGAAAGUAUUGAUUUUGAGCUGUCUGGUUUAUUGGAGUCUGUUUUAGCCGCAACAUCAUCUGAGUUGAGUAUGAAUCAGCACUUUUACCAUUUUGUGGUCCCUUAUACACAAGUACAAUUCUAUAGUUAUCUUACCACUGACAAAGAUGAUCAAGAGAAUGAAGUACUUUACAGUCAGGCGUUUGAGCCUUUGUUACAAAGCAUCGAAACAGAUGAUGCAUCUAGUCAUUAUCGCAUUGCUGGCUUGUUCGGUGCAGCAAGUUUAUUAGGUGUAGAACACCUCGACUUGUACAGCGGAAGCAUCGGCUUAAAAGCUGAACGAUAUCAUUCAAAUUCGAGACGCGCUGCUCUAGAUAAGCUUGCAGCAAUUGCUGGUCUUACUGCUAAGGCUUCCAAUGUAGGAAAUCUGAAGAGUGGGCGUAUUGCUGCUGCUGUUGUCGGAAAGAUUGUUGAGACCACAAAGUUAAUGACGCAAGCACUUGGCUCUAUGAACCAACAAGGUAUCAGUAGUGGGGAAGCUUCAUCCCUUAUAUCCAGCUCAUCCGAACCGAGUAACUAUAAUCGUCUCAGUAGCAGCACCAGUUACUUGCGUGGUGUGUUUGAUCAGCUCAACACAUUAAUUUUAUCAUCAAACAGCAACGAAAACAACAUUCAAAUGUUGCUCAAUGCUCUUAUAAGCUCAAAAGGUCCGUUGCCUGCCGUUAACUGGUACAAUCUUCUCAUUUCAUUGAUGAAAACAUCACCAGAUAUUCAGCGUUUAUGCUUUGCUUUUGCAGCUAACCAUGCUGCUACCUCUUUCUCAUUAUCUGAGUUCCUCUUUACACAAAUGAUUUCUAUUAUGAAGAGCGUUGCUAUUUCCGGUAAAAAGUGUGAGUUUUUAUUUGAAGGUCCAUCAUUUGCGACAUUGCUGGAAUUGGGUAAAUUACCAAGCAAAACGAUAACAAAGGAAGAAAUUCAACGCCGAGGUCUAAGCUCCAUUGUCAAGAAGAUAACAUUAUCAAAAAGCCGGGUUUUGGAAUUAGUGGAAAUAGUCAUUCAGAAAUUUCAGUAUAUGUCUCAAAGUAUACAGGAUAAAAUGUUGAGCACGUUAGCGGAUCAUUUACCAGAAUCCAACAGUCAAAUAGAAAAUGAUGAUGAUGCAGAACUUGUUUCUUCCAUCCGUGAGCAUAUGUUCAAUUUUGUUAUGAUACCAUUCUUCAAUGAUCCAGAAACGCCAAGGUUCCUGGUUCAAAAAGCCGCACAUUGUAGUUUGUCAGAUAUUUCACAAGUUUUGCCUCUCGACAAUCUGAAGGAUUUUCCAAUCAAUCAGCUAUCAAUUAGAAUUACAGCCACCGCUGAACUUUUUUCAAUAGCAAAAAGCCAAAAAGCGUCUUUCAUAAAGCACAUCAAUAUGGCUAUUGGAUGUCUUCUCCGUUGUAGUAAAGUGGAAAUAUCAGCCUGGGAUACAGUUGCACAAAUCGUAUAUACUGAAAGUCAAUCCGACAAGGACAUUUUGAUGUGGCUCACUCGUAUUUUGGAUGCAUUCAUUGUAUUCGUCAGCGAUGCUAAAACUGAGGAGGGAAGCUGUAGUGAUACUUUCGUUUGUGAUGGUUUAAUUCGUGGUUUACGUUCGAUAUUAACAAAAUUACGCUCAUGUCCUUGCGAGACUACAAUUGAUGACAUUCAAUUUGUCGACACGGUCUAUUUAUUGGAUUAUUACGUGCAUAUAGGACAUAAACAUGAAUCUGAACAAGACCAGGUGGUCAAACGUAUUUUGAAGAUAACUGAUAUGACUCGAAAGAUGCCAAACCAGCAACUUACUGUUGAGUUUUUCGAUAAGCUUGCUUUAGGACUUCCUCAAAAGUACCAAGUUUAAUAAAAACAGAUAUCGUUUACCCACUGUAUGGAC